AUGUCCGACGACUCAGACUUCAUCGACGCUUUCAAUGCCACCAAUGGUUUCUCCAUUGAUCAGUUCACCGAGGUCGCCUACCUCCCUGAAUCAAUUGAGGUUCCCGGAAGUACCGACAUUGUUAAUAGUUUUACAGCCUCCCCUAGACACGAUUGGAGCGAAGACUUGAUUAUGAGAAGUAGGGAUAACACAGCUGACGAGCGUAAAGUCAAUCAACAGGUCACUGAGAGCACUGAACACUCUGAGAUUGCUGAGACUUCUCAGUCGGCUGCUGUCGACGAUGAUGAAAUGGCACGUCUUCUUGGUGAUUAUCUUGCCACGCCGGCCCCUGGUCCAGUCAUGGGUACAUUCGAUGGUCAGCCUAUUGAGCUUACCGAGGAGAACAAAGCUUACAUGGCUGAUGCAGCUGCUCAGGCUGGGUUGUGGCUUACCGUCAAAGGCAAGCGCAACCAGCACUACAUGACAUUUGCGCCUCCUACUGAUGGCAUCAACCAGGUGUUCAUCCCUAACACUCCUCCAGAGACUCCUCCAGAGACUCCUCCUCACGAGCCCAGUCCUGCACCAACCCCAAUUGCUUCAUCGACUCGCGACGCUGGCCAUACUGGUGCUGGUAUCCGCAAACGCCCUCACAACUCUGCCGCACCUGUCACUGACCAGACACAUCAGAAGUCGAAUGGUUUCUCUAGGUAA
This is a messenger RNA of Aureobasidium uvarum, 690 nucleotides long. Lineage: Eukaryota; Fungi; Ascomycota; Dothideomycetes; Dothideales; Saccotheciaceae. The record is from the annotation of a GenBank genome assembly.